Fulmarus glacialis (Northern fulmar) is the source of this 741-nucleotide messenger RNA. RefSeq names its product tumor protein p73 (gene TP73). Gene Ontology annotation, biological process: regulation of transcription by RNA polymerase II; apoptotic process; protein tetramerization. Lineage: Eukaryota; Metazoa; Chordata; Aves; Procellariiformes; Procellariidae. The annotation marks the transcript as partial. Gene Ontology annotation, molecular function: DNA-binding transcription factor activity, RNA polymerase II-specific; RNA polymerase II cis-regulatory region sequence-specific DNA binding. Gene Ontology annotation, cellular component: nucleus. The record is from RefSeq and is a predicted model, not a curated record. The transcript is spliced from 6 exons.
UACUCCCCGCUGCUGAAGAAACUCUACUGUCAGAUUGCAAAAACAUGCCCCAUCCAGAUCAAGGUGUCCACCCCCCCGCCCCCGGGCACCAUCAUCCGGGCCAUGCCCGUCUACAAGAAGGCAGAGCACGUCACCGAAGUGGUGAAACGCUGCCCCAACCACGAGCUCGGCCGCGACUUCAAUGACGGCCAGUCAGCCCCAGCCAGCCACCUCAUCCGGGUGGAAGGCAACAACCUCUCCCAGUACGUGGACGACCCCGUGACGGGAAGGCAGAGCGUGAUGGUGCCCUACGAGCCCCCGCAGGUGGGGACCGAGUUCACCACCAUCCUGUACAACUUCAUGUGCAACAGCAGCUGCGUGGGAGGAAUGAACAGGAGGCCCAUCCUCAUCAUCAUCACCCUGGAAACGAGAGACGGCCAAGUCCUAGGGAGGAGAUCGUUCGAGGGACGGAUCUGCGCCUGUCCCGGCAGGGACCGGAAAGCUGAUGAAGACCAUUACCGAGAGCAGCAAGCCCUGAACGAGAGUGCAGCUAAAAACGGCAAUGCCAACAAACGCACGUUCAAGCAGAGCCCCCAGGGCAUCCCAGCGCUGGGGGCCGGCAUUAAGAAACGGAGGCACGGGGAGGAGGAGAUGUAUUACGUGCCUGUGCGAGGCCGGGAAAACUUUGAGAUCCUGAUGAAGAUAAAGGAGAGCCUGGAGCUGGUGGAGCUGGUCCCGCAGCAGCUGGUUGACUCCUACCGG